This is a messenger RNA of Ctenopharyngodon idella (grass carp), 922 nucleotides long. RefSeq names its product mitochondrial assembly of ribosomal large subunit 1 (gene malsu1). Gene Ontology annotation, molecular function: ribosomal large subunit binding. Bases 123 to 719 code for a protein of 198 amino acids. Gene Ontology annotation, cellular component: mitochondrion. NCBI's taxonomy places the organism in Eukaryota, Metazoa, Chordata, Actinopteri, Cypriniformes, Xenocyprididae. The transcript has 4 exons. Gene Ontology annotation, biological process: negative regulation of ribosome biogenesis; negative regulation of translation. The record is from RefSeq and is a predicted model, not a curated record.
UGCGUCACACGCGCGCGGCCGCAGAAGGAGACCGAGGGACAGCGGAUCGCGAGGACCUCAGAUGGGCUUCUUCGCAUAAAGUCCAUAUAAAUCUCACACACUUCGACUCUGGAUCACACAGAAUGAUCGCAGCGCGCUGUCUGGUGUCUAAAGCGCCUCACAGGACGCUGUUGAGAGCAGCAGCUUCGCGCUGUUAUCGGCCUUUACAGCAGAAGGUCACACAUGCUUUAAACCACAGAACAACACAGACACACACACUCACAAUAACAGCUCGAAACAUCACAACACCUGCUGAACAUCCGCAAACCAGCACAACACAAGGGUUUGACGUGGCUCUGCUGGUGUCGCUCCUGAGGCAGGAGAACGCCACCGACAUCUGCGUCAUCAGAGUCCCGCCAGAGCUCAAAUACACCGAUCACAUGAUCAUCGUGAGCGGAUCGUCUCCACGACACCUCAACGCCAUGGCAGAGUUUGUGCUCAAAGCGUUCAAGUUUCUGCGGAAGGACGAGGAGCGACACGUUCGGCUGGAGGGGAGAGACUGUGACGACUGGAAGUGCAUCGACUUCGGACCCAUGGUGCUUCACUUCAUGCUGCCGGACACCAGAGAGACGUACGAACUGGAGAAACUGUGGACCCUGCGCUCGUAUGACGAACAGCUCAACCGCAUCCCACGAGAAACGCUUCCCUCGGACUUCAUUUAUGAUAUGAAGCACAAAUGAUGCUCACGGACGACUGAAUCACGAACUGUUCAAAAACACAGCGAGAUUCUCAGUCAGUGCCGUACGUCACCUCUGUGGGAGACCAGCUUCUGUGAACGGAAAUGCUGUAAAAAUAUGAACAGUGACUUAAUUAAAAAGGACAAAUCAUCAGAAAUAUCCAGUUUUGAGCUGCUAAUUUUGAAUAAAAGGAAUUAAUUCACAAA